Fragaria vesca subsp. vesca is the source of this 1524-nucleotide messenger RNA. Its product is annotated as arginine/serine-rich-splicing factor RSP40-like. The transcript has 6 exons. The record is from RefSeq and is a predicted model, not a curated record. Gene Ontology annotation, biological process: mRNA splicing, via spliceosome. Gene Ontology annotation, molecular function: RNA binding. NCBI's taxonomy places the organism in Eukaryota, Viridiplantae, Streptophyta, Magnoliopsida, Rosales, Rosaceae. Gene Ontology annotation, cellular component: nuclear speck. Bases 90 to 1220 code for a protein of 376 amino acids.
AAAUCGAAGAUACUAUCACACAGACUCAGCUGACAUCGCUAGGGUUCGAGCUCCGUCACUUUCAAAUCGCCGGCGUCUGAGUUGAGGAAAUGAGGCCCAUUUUUUGUGGGAAUUUUGAAUAUGAUGCUCGACAGAAUGAUCUGGAGCGGCUUUUUGGAAGAUAUGGGAAAGUUGAUAGGGUGGAUAUGAAGGCUGGUUUUGCUUUCAUUUACAUGGAUGACGAGAGAGACGCUGACUAUGCGAUACGAGGACUCGAUCGGAGAGAAUUUGGUCGGAAAGGACGCAGGCUUCGUGUUGAAUGGUCGAAGCAUGAGCGUGGCUCUAGAAGACCUGGUGCUUCAAGAAGGUCUUCAACUAUCACAAGACCAUCAAAGACCUUGUUUGUUAUAAAUUUUGAUCCAUAUCACACCAGGACCAAGGAUUUGGAGAGGCAUUUUGAUCCAUAUGGGAAAAUAAUAAGUGUAAGGAUCCGAAGGAACUUCGCUUUUGUUCAGUAUGAGUCACAGGAGGAUGCUACUAGGGCACUGGAGGCUACAAACAUGAGCAAGCUGAUGGACCGAGUUAUAUCAGUUGAAUAUGCAGUUCGUGAUGAUGAUGAAAGAAGAGAUGGCUAUAGCCCUGACAGGAGAAGUCGUGAGAGGUCACUAGAGAGAGGCCGUGACAGAAGACGUUCCCCAAGUCCCUACAAAAGAGAGAGGGGAAGUCCUGAUUAUGGCCGUGGCCCUAGUCCUGGUCCAUACCGAAGGGAGAGGGGUAGUCCUGAUUAUGGACGUGGCACAAGUCCUUACCGAAGGGAAAGAGCAAGCCCUGACUAUGCCCGUGGGCAUAGCCCUAGUCCUUAUAGGAGGGAGAGAUCUGAUCAUGGGAGGGUCUCCAGUCGUAGUCCCCGAAAAGAGAGGGUGAGUGCUGAUCAUGGCCGUGACCGCAGCCGCAGCCGCAGCCGUAGCCCUUAUUUUGGAAGAGAUGUGGCUGCUGCUGAAAAUGGUCACGCUCGAAGCCCUAGUCCUACUCCUUAUAAGAGAACUAGAGCUAGCCCUGAAAAUGGUCAUGGUCCCAACAGUAGCCCUUAUGAGGGAGAUAGAGCCAACAGCCCGGAGGAAGGUCGCAUUCCGAGUCCCAACUCAGUGCCCGAUGCCAAGGACAGCCCCAAUUAUGGUGGGCCUGAAAGCCCCAUGCAUGAGAGAUAUAACAGUCGGUCACCCCAAGCCGAGGAGGAAUGAUCUUGGUGGUCUGUACUAGUGUCUGGUGAGGAGUGGAGUCGGAGCUUUGUCUGUUGCAAUUUGUAGUUCCCAGGACAUCUAAUGUGGGUUCGAUCAAGAGAUCUGUAGUUUCGUGUAGCCUAGUAUUUAGCAUUUAGAUGCUUAUGUGUUGUAGCUUCUGCUUAAAACCUUGAAGGAACUUAUUUUGAUAAUUGUUUCUGAGCAUGACUCCUAAUACAGAUUGCCCCCAUUUGGCACCAUUUAAUGACAUUUUAUGUCGGAUUUGUUGAGUUUUAUCUGCAGCAACUUGAUACUUUUCGUAUUC